Messenger RNA from Cyprinodon tularosa, 2982 nucleotides. Its product is annotated as serine/threonine-protein kinase OSR1-like. The transcript has 17 exons. The record is from RefSeq and is a predicted model, not a curated record. The coding region runs from base 159 to 1718 and encodes 519 amino acids. NCBI's taxonomy places the organism in Eukaryota, Metazoa, Chordata, Actinopteri, Cyprinodontiformes, Cyprinodontidae. Gene Ontology annotation, biological process: protein phosphorylation. Gene Ontology annotation, molecular function: ATP binding; protein serine/threonine kinase activity.
UUGACAGGGGCGGGCGGCAGAGGCAGCAGUUGUCAAAGGAACAGCAACAGCCAGCCAGCCUCAACGGACCCGAAUGGAGUAAAGUCAAAGCUGUCGUUUUAAACCGCCUUUUGUGUCUCUGCUUUCAAGCGCUUUUCACACCUUUGCAGGAAACAAUCAUGGCAGACGAACAGUCCACCCAGUCCUGGUCGAUUAACAGGGAUGACUACGAACUCAAUGAGGUGAUAGGAAGUGGAGCCACUGCAGUUGUUCAGGCAGCAUACUGCAAACCAAGAAAGGAGAAGGUGGCCAUCAAACGCAUCAACCUGGAAAAGUGUCAAACUAGCAUGGAUGAGCUUCUGAAAGAGAUUCAGGCUAUGAGCCAGUGCCACCAUCCAAACAUUGUGUCUUAUUAUACCUCCUUCGUGGUGAAAGACGAGCUGUGGCUGGUGAUGAAGCUGCUCAGUGGGGGCUCCGUGUUGGACAUCAUCAAGCACAUCAUCUCACGUGGUGAGCACAAGAACGGUGUGCUGGACGAGGCCAGCAUCGCUACCAUGCUGAAAGAAGUCCUAGAGGGGCUGGAGUACCUCCACAAAAAUGGACAGAUUCAUCGAGAUCUGAAGGCUGGAAACAUUCUUCUGGGAGAUGAUGGCUCAGUGCAGAUAGCUGACUUUGGUGUGAGUGCCUUUCUAGCUGCAGGAGGAGACAUGACAAGGACGAAGGUCCGCAAGACGUUUGUGGGGACGCCGUGCUGGAUGGCCCCGGAGGUCAUGGAGCAGGUCCGUGGAUACGAUUUCAAAGCAGACAUCUGGAGCUUUGGUAUAACUGCUAUUGAACUGGCUACAGGGGCUGCACCAUAUCACAAAUAUCCACCAAUGAAGGUGUUGAUGCUGACUUUGCAGAACGACCCUCCCUGUCUGGAAACUGGUGUCGCAGAUAAAGAAAUGGUGAAGAAAUACGGCAAGUCGUUCAGGAAGAUGAUCUCCUUGUGUUUACAGAAAGAUCCAGAGAAAAGACCAACGGCGGCCGAGCUGCUGAAGCACAAAUUCUUUACAAAAGCCAAGAACAACGAGUAUCUGCAGGAAAAGCUCCUGAUGAAAGGUCCAACAAUAUCAGAUCGAUCAAAAAAGGUGCGCCGUGUCCCCGGUUCAAGCGGCCGUCUCCAUAAGACAGAGGACGGUGGAUGGGAGUGGAGUGAUGACGAGCUGGAUGUGGAGAGCGAGGAGGGAAAAGCUGCCGUUGCAGCUCUGCGGUCACCCAGAGUGAAGGACGGCUCCCAAAACCUAGAGCUUUUCCCACCAGCAGAUGGCGCCACUCAUCUUCAGCCACCGACAGCAGCUCACGAGAGACCUGUGGCUCCAGCAGGAGAUGAGGCUCCACAGCCGGCUGCAGCUCAGCCAGCGAGCCCCUCACACGGGCCUGCUGCCCAGGAUUCUGCUUCCUCCAGUGUUCCCAUCAGCCUCGUCCUCAGACUGAGGAACUCCAAGAAAGAGCUUAAUGACAUCCGCUUUGAGUUCAUGCGCGGCAGAGACUCUGCUGAUGGAGUCUCUCAGGAGCUGGUCUCAGCUGGGCUGGUUGAUGGGAGGGACUUGGUCAUCGUUGCUGCCAAUUUGCAAAAGAUUGUUGAUGAUCCUCAAAGUAACAAAAAUGUGACCUUUAAGCUGGCGUCUGGUGUUGAGGAAUCUGAGAUUCCAGAUGAUAUAAAGCUGAUUGGGUUUGCGCAGUUAAGCAUCAGUUAAGUAGAGCAGAGUUGGCAAAAAAAGACUGAAACGUGGUUUUGCACAGCUGCAUUGUAGUCAACUCCAAGGACCCACUACUGCCAAAGAGAGGAGACUGAUGAAGGUGAUGAGGAAGCGAAGCCGGGGGAGGGAUAGAGCGAGGUUGGCAGGAGGGUGACACUACUGCAGGAUGCACGAGGACCACACAGAGGGGCUCAGCUCAUCACAGGAAUCACACUUGAAAUGUUUACAGUGCGCUUAUACAGUUAAUGGGGGAGAAACUAAAUGCAAUCAACUAUUUUCAGCUCCUGAUUUCUUUUUACUUUUAGUCCUCUUCAUUUACAAGAACGAUCCAAACAAACGAUCCCCUGCCAGCACUGGAAAUGAUUGCCUUUUCUUUUCUUAAAAUCAGUUGUGCCACAAAGCUCCAGAGUGUCGUGCUACAUUCGUGCGGCACUUUAUGCUACACUGAAACUGAAAGGUGCAAGUUCGGCCUUAGUUACCCUGAUCCCCUCCUCCUUGAGUGUUUGGUAAACAAAGAAAUGCUUUCUUUAUAUAUCAAAGAUAUCUAACAAUAUCCCCAGAGGUUAAUGCAGGAUACUGUACCUUAACAUUUCCUACUAAAGUUUUCCGAUCCGGACUCUUGUACAAAGCAGUCAGAAGCGGCUGUAAGAAAUCGACCAGAACGUCAAUGAGGAGUUUAAGCCCUCUUAAAGUAUUCCAAUAUGAACAGCAGUGGCUCAGACUUUUAAUAAAACACUUUAUCCACUGGCAUUUCUGAUGUAGUGCACACAGGUUUAUUUUCUCUCACUGAACUCUGCCUAAUAUUCUUCUACUAUGCAAUAGUUCUGUUUGUUUCAUCAUAAUUGACCACCGGUUGCUGUUGUUUUGCAUAAAACUGCUUGUUUCUUUUGUGCGUGCACCUCGAAAGGAGUUCAUCACAGGUCAACCAUCAGAACGGGCAGCUUUAGGAACCUGCUGCUGCAAACUUAUUUGGAAACUACUAUACUUAAAACCUGACUCAUCAGCAGUUUGACAUGUGGGGGUGAUGGCUGUCUUUCUCUCUCUCUUUUUUUUUUUUUUUCCUGUAAGAAAUUAUUUAGCCCUAUGAUGACUGAUCACCUGACAGCUGCAGAGAAUCCUGAAUGCUGGUGACUGGUGUCGAGUCUGAGGUGACUCAUGUUACACGCUGACUGAGAGCGAACUUCUGUGGAGGCAUGCAUGCUCAAAACCUAGAAAUGUUCUUCCAAUGUCAAAUAAAGCUUAUAGGGGCAGUUCACUCAAA